Tauraco erythrolophus (red-crested turaco) is the source of this 1182-nucleotide messenger RNA. Lineage: Eukaryota; Metazoa; Chordata; Aves; Musophagiformes; Musophagidae. The record is from RefSeq and is a predicted model, not a curated record.
AUGGAUCUGUACAGCUCCAUUGACUCCCACACCCCUCUGGGUCUUGAGUCGCUCUUAUCAGUUGCAAAGUCUUAUCAGUUGCAAAGUCCAGGAAAUCCAGAAAAAAUUUCAGAAGCAAAUGUAUAUAUCCAAGUUCUUGAUGUUAAUGAUCAUGCACCAGAAUUCCCUAAAUAUUAUGAAACAUUUGUUUGUGAAAAUGCAGUGUCUGGCCAGCUAAUUCAAAGUAUCAGUGCAGUGGAUCAAGACGACUCAGCAGAAGGUCAUCAUUUUUACUUCUCAUUGGCUCAGGAGGCCACAAACAACUCACAUUUUACUGUCAAAGACAAUCAAGAUAACACAGCUGGAAUUUUCACAGCAAAAAGUGGCUUCAGGAGGAAGGAGCAGUUUUCUUUCUACUUGCCCAUCUUAAUUCUGGAUAAUGGAACCCCACCACUGACGAGCACAAAUACUCUCACCAUCACUGUCUGCGACUGUGACACCAAAGUUAACACCUUCUACUGUCGAUAUGGAGCUUUCAUGCAUUCCAUAGGUCUCAGCACAGAAGCUUUAGUUGCUGUUCUGGCUUGCAUACUAAUACUCCUAGUGUUCUUUUUGGCAAUUGUAGCCAUAAGGCAACAGAGGAAGAAGUCUCCCUUUUCAGAGAAAAUUGAAGAAUUCAGAGAGAACAUUGUCAGGUAUGACGAUGAAGGAGGUGGUGAGGAGGACACAGAAGCCUUUGAUAUUUCAGCACUGAGGACCCGCACUGUCCCGCGAACUCACAAACCACGGAAGAAGGUCACCACAGAAAUCCACAGCCUCUACAGACAGUCUCUGCAGGUUGGCCCUGACAGCGCAAUCUUCAGGCAAUUCAUUUCAGAAAAGCUUGAAGAAGCGAAUACAGAUCCUACUGCUCCUCCGUAUGACUCACUUCAGACCUAUGCAUUUGAGGGGACUGGCUCUUUGGCAGGAUCCCUCAGCUCUUUAGGUUCUAACAUGUCAGACUUGGAUCAGAGUUAUGACUACCUUAAAGACUGGGGACCUCACUUUAAACAGCUUGCAGGCAUGUACACUUCCCAUACAAGUAUGGGGGAUUAGUUACACUUUGGCUUGUCAUUUUAUUUUCCUAAAUCUCAGCAACCAAAAACAAGUGUGGAUUUUUAAAAAUAAGAUCAUCCCACAUUUAGGCAUGAAAAAUAAAAGCCU